GCAUGGCAGGAGAGAGCGGACCCAAAGCGCCCAAGAAAGGAGCGAAGAAGGCGGUCUCAAAGGCCACCAAGAGCGGGAAGAAGAGGAGGAGACCCAGGAAGGAGAGCUACGCCAUCUACGUCUACAAGGUCCUGAAGCAGGUCCAUCCCGACACCGGGAUCUCCUCCAAGGCCAUGGGCAUCAUGAACUCCUUCGUCGGGGACAUCUUUGAGCGCAUCGCCGGGGAGGCCUCCCGUCUGGCUCACUACAACAAGCGCUCCACCAUCACCUCCAGGGAGAUCCAGACCGCCGUCCGCCUGCUGCUGCCCGGAGAGCUGGCCAAGCACGCCGUGUCCGAGGGCACCAAGGCCGUGACCAAGUACACCAGCUCCAAGUAAAGACCCAACCUGACCAACGGUCCUUUUAAGGACCACCACGUCCUCACCUCAGAGCUCUCAUCCUGGACAGGAAAUGACCAUGAA
Molecule: messenger RNA, 461 nt
Organism: Xyrichtys novacula (pearly razorfish)
Lineage: Eukaryota; Metazoa; Chordata; Actinopteri; Labriformes; Labridae
Source: the annotation of a GenBank genome assembly